AUGACAUAUCAAUUUUGUCAAAUCAAAGAUCAAGAUGACCAAACACGAAUGUAUAUUUGUAACUCAUUGGAAUGUAUUGACUUAAAAGAUAAUGAACUUUUAUGUUAAAAAUGUUUAUGUAAACAUAAAGGUUUGCACUAUAACAAGUUAAAGGAUUUGGCUAUGAAUCAAUAUUAUGAAUAUAUGCAAAUUUGA
Messenger RNA from Paramecium octaurelia, 195 nucleotides. Lineage: Eukaryota; Ciliophora; Oligohymenophorea; Peniculida; Parameciidae. The record is from the annotation of a GenBank genome assembly.